This is a messenger RNA of Alosa sapidissima (American shad), 1032 nucleotides long. Its product is annotated as histone H1-like. Gene Ontology annotation, biological process: nucleosome assembly. Gene Ontology annotation, cellular component: nucleosome. The record is from RefSeq and is a predicted model, not a curated record. Gene Ontology annotation, molecular function: DNA binding; structural constituent of chromatin. The transcript has a single exon. NCBI's taxonomy places the organism in Eukaryota, Metazoa, Chordata, Actinopteri, Clupeiformes, Clupeidae. Bases 66 to 683 code for a protein of 205 amino acids.
CGACUCAGCACUCAGACAUUUCCAGUUGUCGUGUGUGUAGUACGUGCAAGUUGAAAUCGCUAACAAUGGCAGAAGUUGCUCCCGCUCCGGCCGCUGCUCCAGCAAAGGCACCCAAGAAGAAGGCAGCACCCCGUCCUAAGAAAUCAGGACCCAGCGUCGGCGAUCUCGUCGUCAAAGCUGUGUCUGCAUCGAAGGAAAAGAAAGGAGUGUCCUUGGCUGCAUUGAAGAAGGCUUUGGCAGCCGGUGGAUACGACGUCGAGAAAAACAACGCUCGCGUCAAGAUCGCCGUCAAGAGUCUCGUUACCAAGGGAACUUUGGUUCAGACCAAGGGCACCGGCGCGUCCGGCUCCUUCAAGCUGAACAAGGCGAAGGCAGAGCCGAAGAAGAAGGCCGUCAAGAAGGCUGCUCCCAAGGCGAAGAAACCCGCUGCCAAGAAGCCCGCCGCAGCAAAGAAGCCCAAGAAGGCAGUGGCCAAGAAACCAGCAGCCGCCAAGAAGUCUCCGAAGAAGGCAGUCAAGAAGCCUGCAGCGGCCAAGAAGGCUACCAAGAGCCCCAAGAAGGCCAAGAAGCCCGCCGCCCCCAAGAAGGCAGCAAAGAGCCCCAAGAAGGCAAAGGCCGCAAAGCCCAAGGCAGCCAAGCCCAAGGCCGCAAAGCCCAAGAAGGCAGCUCCCAAAAAGAAGUAAUUUAACAAUAGCAUCUUCCGCCGCAAGGCCCAAAAAGGCUCUUUUAAGAGCCACCCAUCUAUAUCAAUGAAAAGUUUAUUCCAACAGUUUACAUUGUAGGUAAUGUUACACGCUUCACCACAGUGAGUAACAGAUAUACAGUCGCUCAAUCACUUACUAUUGAUCAUGACGUUUCAAACUCUGCACUACAUCUUAACAUCGCCUAAUCAGGCAUUUAUCUUACAGUAGCCUACUAAAAAAACAGUCUUAUGGGUGAAUUACCAGCUAAGAACUUGUGACAACUACAUACUCUAUGCUAGAAAUGCUGUGGGUUGUGCUACAAAAAUCAACCUAUUACGUUAUAACAGUG